Hibiscus syriacus is the source of this 335-nucleotide messenger RNA. RefSeq lists its product as uncharacterized. The transcript has a single exon. The coding region runs from base 1 to 321 and encodes 106 amino acids. Lineage: Eukaryota; Viridiplantae; Streptophyta; Magnoliopsida; Malvales; Malvaceae. The record is from RefSeq and is a predicted model, not a curated record.
AUGGCUCGAUGGCUGCAAUUGAUUCGAGCUCUAACGUGGACUGUCCUGUUGACUUUAAUGGUGAGCAUAGCAUCGUUUAUACCAGAGAUGGCCUUCGUGUCAGCGGUAUCUCCGUCGUCGUCGUUCUCGCGAUCUUGCAAUGCCGAAGGAGUUGUGAGGAUUCCAUUGGACUUGCCAAGGGAGAAACUGUGCUUGCCUGCUUAUACGGUGAAGAGGUCCAGUGUGGAUUUCUUCGUUCCUACUGUUUUUGCAGGCCUUGUUGUUGCUGCUUCUGCAUGUGCUGUUCGAUCUCUGGGCUUAUGGGAAAAUGAAACAGCUUAAUAUAUGUUUGUAUU